AUGAAUUUCACAAAAGCUUUGAAUGUUGUGCACAACAGAGUCCAACAACUUGAACCAGAGAAUGCAUCGAAGAUCAUCGGUUAUCUCUUACUGAUGCAAGAGCACAACGAUCGUGAGAUGAUCCGUCUAGCUUUCUGUCCAGAUUCCGUGAUGCGUUCCAUGAUCAACUGUGUUAUAUACGAGCUCGCUAAAACUUCGCGUUACCACAUUCCUUCUUCCGAUCACAUCCACAUCCGUAAAUCCGGUUCAUCAUUUACCGGUUCAUCGAACCAACCCCUUUCGGUUUCUCCUCCUUCGGUUCUCUCCAUGAGAACCGGUUUUUGGGAGAAUCCCUCAAGCGAAAUGGAUUCCUUGCAGAACAAUUCUCAUUUCUUGAAUCUUGAGGAUUAUAUGACCAGCUCUGAAUUCUCAACCAGUUUCUUCCCUCAUGAGAAACAAAGUCUGCCGCCGAGAACAAGCCGGAGAUCUCCUAGUUUACCCGAGUUUCCGGUCAAGAUCUGCCUUUACUUCAGCAAAGGGUACUGCAAACACGGCAACAACUGUAGGUACUUCCACGGGCAAACCAUACCGGAGAGAGAGAGCUUUGCUCAGAUGUUUAAUCCAAACAACAGCGACGAAGAGCAUGUUGUUUCCUCUGUGUCACUUGAGAAGCUAGAAGGAGAGAUCAUCGAGCUUCUCAAAUCAAGAAGAGGCGCUCCAAUCUCCAUCGCUUCAUUGCCAAUGAUGUACUACGACAAGUACGGUAGGACCCUUCAAGCUGAAGGAUAUCUUACAGAGUCUCAAAGACACGGCAAAGCUGGCUAUAGCCUCACCAAGCUUCUUGCUCGCUUGAAGAACACCAUCCGCCUCAUCGACAGGCCUCAUGGGCAACAUUCUGUUAUACUAGCAGAAGAUGUGUCGAAGUUUGUGGAAUAUACGGGAGAGAGAAACGAACACGGAGCUAUCCUUGCUGGCUCUAGACAGAUUUACCUAACGUUUCCGGCAGAGAGUAGUUUCACUGAGCAUGAUGUCUCAAAAUACUUCUCCAAAUUCGGACAAGUGGAAGAUGUGAGGAUUCCUUGUCAGCAGAAGAGGAUGUUUGGGUUUGUGACUUUUGCUUACACGGAAACAGUGAAACACGUUCUUGCUAAAGGCAAUCCUCAUUUCAUCUGCGGAGCUCGUGUUCUCGUCAAGCCUUACCGGGAAAAAUCACGCUCUAGUGGUAGAUACCUUGAUCACAACAACAAGCCUCUUCACGACUACCGAUAUGACUCUCAGUAUAUUGACAGAGACAUGGAGAUGAACACUUUGUCGAUGCGGGUUAGCGAGAGCUCAAGACUAGUGAGGAAACAGUUUCUUGAGGAAGACGAGCAAUCAAUCUCUAAGUCCUUACCUACUAAUUACUCAUACCUUGGAUUCUCCUCUAAUGACUUCAGGCUAACAACAAAUGAGGAACAAGAGGAACAAGCGGGACAGUUGAGCUAUCUGCUGGAUUAUCUAAACACCGAAGAUAAUCUCAUGAACAUAAGAACUAACUACAAAGACACUGAUCCGAGGAUGCAUUGUGAAUCUUUAGACAGCCAAGUUCUAAAUCUACCCGAGAGUCCGUUUUCUUCCCUUUCGGGGAAGGAGAUUUCGACGUUUACGUAG
Messenger RNA from Microthlaspi erraticum, 1629 nucleotides. NCBI's taxonomy places the organism in Eukaryota, Viridiplantae, Streptophyta, Magnoliopsida, Brassicales, Brassicaceae. The record is from the annotation of a GenBank genome assembly.